Tigriopus californicus is the source of this 1980-nucleotide messenger RNA. RefSeq lists its product as uncharacterized. The transcript is spliced from 3 exons. The record is from RefSeq and is a predicted model, not a curated record. Gene Ontology annotation, molecular function: protein binding. Bases 618 to 1778 code for a protein of 386 amino acids. NCBI's taxonomy places the organism in Eukaryota, Metazoa, Arthropoda, Copepoda, Harpacticoida, Harpacticidae.
CCAUUCAAGCCUUUGGAACGCGGGACCUCAAAAUCCUCGGAGGACAGAGAGGGAGGUCGUUUGAGAUGCAGGAACAGCGAGGAGUGGGAGGCGGAGGCGGAAGAGUACUUACCACACACGACCACUCCGACCACCGGCUACUCUACUUCAGCUCAAACUACUUCUAUGUAGUGUACUACUGUACUAGGACUGCUCCUACUCCUACUACUACUCUACGAGCGAUGAGAUGCUUCAAGAAUCUACGUACGUACGAGUACAAAGUGAACGUGGAUCGGCCUUUUUUUACUAGUAUCCCCUACAGACUAGGUAUUACUACUCGGCGAAGAAAGGCAAGAGGAUCAGUCUGAGGAUUGACUUCGAUCAAGUAGGAAGCACUUUAUCGGCAUUAAAUAGAUAUGCAGAAAGCAAUUGGAACCCUAGUAAUGAGACUACUCGGCAAACAACAAUAAUAAUACGUGAUUGCGAUUAGUCAUUAAAGCAGUGAAUGAGCCUGUGGACUUCCCUGAAUAACAAAUUGCCCUCAGCAUGAUUCAUACCCAAGUGGAGGUAUUAUGACUGGUGGUGAAACCGUUUGAACCACUUUUGAGAUCCAGUUCCCAAAAAGAUUUGGACCCACAAUGAUCGUGCUUUCCACGUUUGUUUUGCUUCAACUUUUGGACCUGUGUUCCUCUUUGCGAGUUCCAAGUCGUGGGGUGGCUGCCAACCGUUGUCCCGAUGAACAAUUCUGGAGUUGGGACUCACAAACCUGCGUGGCAUGUUCUCAGUGCUUUGGAACCGUUCCCGUUGUGCCUUGUUCCAAUUUUGCCGAUGCCAUUUGUCCACCGCCCAAGAUGGUUAAGAAAUCCCUAAACUCCUUAAAGUCGCCGACAGAACUCGUCAAGGAGAAGAUCAAGAAUGCGUCCAAACGCAAGUUCGAAUUCAUGGAAGAGUUCCGUAAACAGGUGAACAUUUCCCCUCGUGACCCUCAGUCUGAUGAUCUGGAGACUUCCGUGAUGGGGCGCAUUAAGUAUAAAGAGGACCCGACCACAAUGGAACGCAAGAGCGACCUUCAUUCAGAUCUUCAACUCAUCGAGCGGGAGCUAUUCUUGGAAGAUGAGCUCUUAAAAGAGCAAUUAUCCACAAAGGCCAUUACCGAAUCAACAUCACCCACUCCGGAAGAAGUCACAAGAGACAGUGAAACGAAUUGGAUGAAGAAUCCCGUUCCCAACCAAGUUGCUCAAGAUGACCAGCUAUUGGUGGGCAAGAAACGCUUCUUUGCCACAUCUCAUCCACAAGCUACAGAGUCAACGCCAAAAUCGGUUUACUACCGGAAAGAGGCAGUGGUUUCAGUCUCAACAACGGCCUCAACCGUGUCAGUAUUUGGUGCCAUCGUUCAACAACCCAAUGAGAUCACACUCAAACAUCAAACUGCAGACGAAUUCGGUCUCAUCCAUUCGCUCUUGUUCAGAGAUCAUUCCCAAAAUGAGGAAGGAGAGUCUGAUUUGCCUCCAAUGUCAACUUCAUCUUCGUCCUCCGCUCCAUCAACGCCGUCUCAUGGAGGCCUCACCGUUCAACAUGGAUUGAUAGUCCUGGGUCUCCUCAUGGUGUGUGUUCUCAGUGCCGUUAUUGCUCUCAUUUAUAAGAAGAGAACCAUAAUGCAACAACACUUCAAAGUCUUAGACAACCACAAUCAAGGAGCGCCAAACACGUCAUCAAUUGAAGGCCAAACUCAAAUGUACUUAUCAUAUGUGGAUCAUCAAGGCCGAACUCAGCUCAAAUCCAGAGAUAUGGCCGUCUAGAAAGACGAUGGACGCAAUCAUCGAUCGUUCCGUGAUUCGCCAAUGUUGCACCUUGUCAGAACAUAAACAUAAAUUGUCGGAUAUUUUUCGCUAACUAUUUCUUGUUUCAUGUGGUACGUCAAAGAAUUAAUGUAUUGCUCAUUGUACUACAACAACGAUAAAAAAGACAUGAAUAAAUAUUAUUGCUAUGUCUCAUAAAAGA